Messenger RNA from Vespa velutina, 1847 nucleotides. RefSeq names its product protein dissatisfaction-like. The record is from RefSeq and is a predicted model, not a curated record. Lineage: Eukaryota; Metazoa; Arthropoda; Insecta; Hymenoptera; Vespidae. Gene Ontology annotation, molecular function: nuclear receptor activity; zinc ion binding; RNA polymerase II cis-regulatory region sequence-specific DNA binding. Gene Ontology annotation, biological process: regulation of transcription by RNA polymerase II; cell differentiation; anatomical structure development. The coding region runs from base 25 to 1236 and encodes 403 amino acids. The transcript has 7 exons.
UUUUCUUCAAAUUCAUAAAGAAAAAUGGAAGAGAAUAAUAGAACCGAAACACUCUGCAAAGUAUGCGGCGACAAAGCUUCUGGGAAACAUUAUGGAGUACCGAGUUGCGACGGGUGCCGUGGUUUCUUUAAAAGGUCAAUCCGCAGGUACGCGAGAAAUUUAGAUUACGUCUGCAAAGAGAACGGACGUUGCAUCGUGGACGUUUCAAGGCGUAAUCAAUGCCAAGCCUGUCGUUUUACAAAAUGUCUUCAGGUCAACAUGAAACGAGAUGGUACGCUUCGUCUCGAUGCGGUACAACACGAAAGAGCACCGAGAAGUACUUCGAAUCUUGUGGCUGCUGCAAGAAGAGCUCCAGCUGGUCUUUAUCCAGGACUACCUCACGUUUAUCACACGACAAACAAUCCUUAUCAUCCACUUCUUUAUCCGGCAUUAUUUCCUUUCAAGCCGACAAUGCCCCCAUUUGCACCGGCCGUUGCACAUUUUUUACCAAGAACCUCGACAGAAUCAUUAUCGGUGAGCACAGCGAAGGAAGACGAGGUAACGAGUUCCGAAGAAGCUGCAACAGUUGAACCGAGGCUCGAACAAAAAGAAGAAUUAGUCGGUGGUACUCGUCUUGUUCCACAAAUCGUCAGUCCUGUCACUGCGGAAUAUACGAUGUCAAGUUUUUCAUUGUUGCCGACGGAAAAUGUUUACGAGUUUGCAGCUAAAUUGUUAUUCUUUGCUGUAAGAUGGGCCAGAAGUAUACACUCAUUUUUACAAUUACCAUACCGAGAUCAAACUAUAUUGCUAGAAGAAUCAUGGAGUGAGUUGUUCGUACUUACGGCGGCCCAAUGGAAUUUUCCAGUUGAAGAAAGUACUUUGGUUCCUGGUGAUUUAUCUACGGAAAGACGAGAGAUAUUAAUCGAUGAAGCAAGAAGACUUAGAGAAUUAUUAGCUAAAUGCACGUUGCUAAGGGUCGAUCAUUCGGAAUACGCGUGUUUGAAAGCCAUCGUCCUUUUCAAGGGUGAAUCGAGAGGUCUCUGUGAACCUGGCAGAGUUACCGCGUUGCAAGAACAAACCGUAGCAGUUUUGUGCGAACGUGACGCACGAAGGGUCGGUCGAUUAUUGUUGCUAUUACCACCGGCGCGUGCAUUGUGCCGAUCUACCCUUCAAGAGCUUCUUUUCAAGCCCACCGUCGGUGACGUCAGCGUGGAAAGAUUACUAGGAGAUAUGGUCGGUGCGCUCAGGCCAACUUAGCAGCCAUCGUCGUCGAACGUGGAUGUCGACUGAACGUACAUUGCUCGAUUAUAUUUAAAAUGCUGUGUUAAAAAAAAAAAAGAAAAGAAAAAAAAAAAUAAGGAUCUUCGAAUUUUACUCCGAUCAUCGUAUGAAAUUACGUAUACCAAACAAAGGACUUCGUUUUUUAUUUAUUAUUUCUUUUUUCUCCAUUUUUUUUUUUUUCAGAAAAUAGUUAAAACUUACCAACAGAGUUGAAAUCGUUUUCUAUAUUUACAAUCGUCGAUAAUGUCGAAUAAUGUCGAUAAUAAUUGUCGGUAAUUGUCGGUAAUACAGAGAGCGAUAAAGAGAAAGAGAGCGUCUUCUAUACUAAAUAUAAUUGAAUAAGUUUUACGAUAAAAGAACAAAUUCUUCGUAAUUUUAUUGAAUCUUUAAAAGAAGAGAUAGCCGUUUUGUAAUGGCAACAAAAACUUCUAGUCAAUCUCAAGUCAUAAAGUUAAUGUCUACCGCAUGUAUAUAGAUGUAUGUAUUACGAAAAUUAGAAAUAAAUCAUACGUGUCUGUAAUAACAAGAGCAAUACAUUGAUUCGUCGUAAAAAAAAAAAAAAAAAAAAAAAAAAAAAAAAAGAAAAG